This is a messenger RNA of Trichechus manatus latirostris (Florida manatee), 5483 nucleotides long. It is a transcript of the gene ARF6, whose product is annotated as ADP ribosylation factor 6. Bases 642 to 1169 code for a protein of 175 amino acids. Lineage: Eukaryota; Metazoa; Chordata; Mammalia; Sirenia; Trichechidae. Gene Ontology annotation, biological process: vesicle-mediated transport; intracellular protein transport; regulation of dendritic spine development. Gene Ontology annotation, molecular function: GTPase activity; GTP binding. The transcript has 2 exons. The record is from RefSeq and is a predicted model, not a curated record. Gene Ontology annotation, cellular component: ruffle; cytoplasm; recycling endosome membrane.
GAACGGUCGGCCUCUCUUGCGCCUGCGUGGUCGGGAGGGGAAGUGAGGCGGUUUGCUCCGCGCCUUUUCCGGCGGCGGCGGCGGCGGCAGAGCUGGGUGGAGGAGGCGGAGGCCGGAGGGAGCCCGCGCUCGGGGCGGCGGCUGGAGGCAGCGAACCGAGUUCCCGCGAGGAUCAAUGACCUGAGGAGGCGCCGGAGCCGCACUGCCUCUCGGGUGGCCUGGGUCGGUGGUGAACCCGGUGCUUGCGGACUCGGUCGGCCGGAGAGCCUCAGUCUCCCGUGGCUGGGUGAGGAGAAGGCGGAGGAGCGGGAACCGCGGCGGCGCUCGUGCGGCGCCGGCGGGGGGGAAGGGCAGUUCCGGGCCGGGCCGCGCCUCAGCAGGGCGGCGGCUCUCCCGGCGCAGACUCAGGGCCCCGGCAGCGGCGGCGACUGGAGGAAUCAGGGUGUUCGGUCGGGGAUGCCCGAGUGAGCAGCGGGCCUGGGCCUCGGCCUCUGCCCUUAGGCGGCAACUCCCAGCGAAGGCCGCAGGGGCGCCCUCGCAGCAGGGAGGCUUCGUUUCGUUUUCGCGGCGGCGGCGGCAGAGUUGUUGGCUGAGGGGACCCGGUAGACCUGAAUGCCCCCGGCCCCGGCUCCUCCGACGCGAUGGGGAAGGUGCUAUCCAAAAUCUUCGGGAACAAGGAAAUGAGGAUCCUCAUGCUGGGGCUGGACGCGGCUGGCAAGACCACAAUCCUGUACAAGUUGAAGCUGGGCCAGUCGGUGACCACCAUCCCCACCGUGGGUUUCAACGUGGAGACGGUGACUUACAAAAACGUCAAGUUCAACGUAUGGGAUGUGGGCGGCCAGGACAAGAUCCGGCCGCUCUGGCGGCAUUACUACACCGGGACCCAAGGUCUGAUCUUCGUAGUGGACUGCGCCGACCGCGACCGCAUCGACGAGGCCCGCCAGGAGCUACACCGCAUUAUCAAUGACCGGGAGAUGAGGGACGCCAUAAUCCUCAUCUUCGCCAACAAGCAGGACCUGCCUGAUGCCAUGAAACCCCACGAGAUCCAGGAAAAACUGGGCCUGACCCGGAUUCGGGACAGGAACUGGUAUGUGCAGCCCUCCUGUGCCACCUCAGGGGAUGGACUCUAUGAGGGGCUCACAUGGCUAACCUCUAACUACAAAUCCUAAUGAGCGUUCUCCACCCAUCCCCCGGAAGGAGAGAAAUCAAAAACCCAUUCAUAGGAUUAUCGCCACCAUCACCUUUUUCAAUUGCCACUUUCUCUUCUUUUGAAUUUGAACUCUGUGGAGUUACUCUUCUAUGGUUUAGGGUGGCAUAGGGGUUUUCUUUUUGUUUUUUUCCCUUUGCUUUGCGUUAGAAUGCUCUGAUCUGACAUUUGACAUAAACACAGUGGUAGAUGCUCUUGUUGACUUCCAGCAAUUGGUGGGAUGGGGGAAAUAUAGCAAUUCUUGGUAAAGCCCCUUAUAAUAAUGGUUUGAUUUUUUUAUUUCGAGAGAAUCUUUUUUUCCAAUGUAUGCUUUUUUCCUUUUUGCCCAGUUUCCUUAUCACUUGCUGUAGAUGGCUUAUUUUGCAUUCAUGCAGACUGUGUUGCAAGUCUGUUUCAUCUAGUAAACUGAAAAUUAUUGCUUAAUCAAACUGCCGUUUGUCUUUUAUAUUUAAGGCCUUUUUCCCUCCCUUAUGAGUUCUAAUUUUAACUUAGUAAUUUCAAAUGUGACCUUUUAUAUCUAAGACAAGUGUAGUAAAUCUAGCCCACAGUGGCAAAUAAUGAGUAAUAUCAUUGUAAUAUGUUCCAGUUGCACAUCAGUAUGUUGAACAGGUAAUGUAAGAAGUUCUUUGAAAUGUCAGCUAUUAAGUUCUGAAACAUACAUCAUGCAUGAGUAGAGAUAAAACCCAGCUUCCCCAUAACAUAGCUAACUAUGCUGCAUUAGAAUCUGAAAGUGUAACCCGUCACGGACACAAAUCUUCUCACUGCAAAGUUAGCAACUUUGCUGUGUUUUCCCUUAUUUUAACUUUAGACUUUCCAGAAAAUGGAGCAAUAAUGGUGUAUGCCACAAAUAGAUGAAGUAUUUGUAGAUACUUUAAGUGACUUUUUGGCAAAUCUGGAAAAUACACUUUUUCUUUAUUUUGAACAGCUAAGACAAGUAGAUUUAAAAUUAUUUAAGUGUUUACGUUUUCAUUAAUAAUGCAUUUAACAAUUCAAAUUAUAUGCACAUUUUACCUAGUUGAAAAAAUUACACAUUCCUGUUUCCACAUUACAGCAACUGAUUAAGCUGAACAUAUAAAUCAUUUUUUUACACAAGAGUGAUCUACGUCUUCAUGAAAUAGAACACUGGAAAACAUUUCAUAAAAAUAACUUUGUUAAGUUGUAAAAUCAACUCAUGCAAGUAGUAAGAUAUCUUGUUGGUUCAGUAAUACACCAUCUCCUUUAAGGAAGGAAAUGUGAUGGAAUUAAUGAUGUGUAGACUUAAGGAAUGACAAAGGGGAAGUAGGAUGAAGAGAAAGAACCUACAGGUGUCAAUGAAUGUAAACUUAUUUUUGAAGGGUAAGCAGUGUGCUCACUGGUGAUAUCUGGAUCCUAACAAGAUGACUUGCUUAACUGGUUAGGACCAGUAACUAGGUUGUUGAGACCACUAUGAUAAUACUUUGAACCAGAUGUUAAUGCUUGAUAGAGGAUUGUGAAGCAGCAUCUGGUUCUUAUAUAGCCUUAAGGAUUAAUUUUAGAGAUCCUCAAGGAGUUAAACUUAGGGAAUUUGAGAAUUGAAGACUGAAAAGACAAUAUACAGGAAAAAGUUUCGUUAAUGAGGGUAUCUGAAAACUAAAAUUGAGCGGGUUAUCAUGGUAUAGUUGGACAGUAUUGGUCCUUCACACUUUGGCCAUAUUGUGUAAUGGAGCUUUUACCAAAGAUGUAUGAGAAGCAUAAGGUUAUAAAAAAUUAGCUAUUCACAAUAAAACUUUUGACAAACGUUUUCCUUAAAGCAGAUGAGGUGCUAUGUUGUAGGCUCCUAAUGGUGCAAAGGGAUUUUUGAAUUUAAUAUGCAACUGAAAUAUAAAGUUCUCAAUUUCACCUUAGUGGAGGUAUCUACAAAUGAGGCUGACAAAUGCAUCUAAGAACAUUUUGGUUGCCUUUAAAGCUCCCAAAGCUCCGCCAUAAAUUUAAUUCUUAGUGUUUUAAAUGAUUACAUUUUAAGGUGUAUUAACGUGGAUUAUACAAAUAUCAAUGCUGUAAGAACAUCCUGAAACAAGACAAGCACAAAGGUAUAAAUGCCUAAACUGGAGGAAACUUGAAACCCUCAUGUUAAUUUUUAAAUGUAGUAUUUCUAACUUGUGACAGAUGGUAGGCAGCCAUUUUUUUUGUGUAUGUCUUAAAAUAAGUGGGGGCAUAGUUAAAAUUUUAUACAUCAAGUGAUUGAUUUUGAAUGUUGCAGGUGAGAUGUGGCUAUUUUUGGUUUAUUUGAAAUGCCUGACUGAAAAGGGGGGAGGGAGAAGUAAAUACUUGAAAAUUGGAAAACCCUAGCUCCUUUGGUAAGAAAUUGUAAUUCUCACAUUUUCUUUAAGGAUAUAAAAAGGUUUAUAAUUGAUGUAGGUAAAUCGAAGCAUAACUAUUGGUGAUCAUGGGGCAGGUAAUUAUAACCUGCAGAAAAAGUUAUAAUCUAAGAACUUAAAUAAAAUCUUGAAGUUUUUGUUUAAUUGCAUCAACUUUUGUAUUUAUGUGAAUUUAUAAACUGCAGUUAAGUUUUGAAUGAGGUUAAUCUUGUCUGAUAUAAGUAAAUGAGUCUGUAGACUGUGAUCUCCCCAAACUAAAAAGUACAGUUCUUGGAAUUGUGUUCUUUAUGGUUGUAGUGUUGAUAAAGCACUAAUUUGCAGAGAAUAAAGGAAUUACACAGUGCAGUUUCUCACGUUACGUUACUCGUUUGAACUAGGUAAGUGGGACGUGGUAUGUUGGGCUUAUCUUAUUUUUCCAUGGAAAUACGGUAUAAAUGAUUUAAUUUGGGAGUCUGCUGGCUUUUAUAAGAACAAAAAGAAGGAUCAGUUUGGUUCUUGUAUGCUGGCUGUAUAAGGAGGUUUGCCCUCUUGUAGUUCCACCAAGUUUAAUCUGAUUUUCAUGAUAAUGUAGGACACCAAAACAGUUGAAAAUGAUUUUUAAAAAUUAAAGUUCUAUAGCAGUCUUCUGUGCUACUGUUUUUUUCAAAAUUACAACCUUAUGAUUUUUAGUUGUACAGAAUUGUGUCUAAAGAAUUGGUUUAAGGAGUCGUCUUAACCCUUGACAGUAGACUUCUGGAUUUUAAAGUUUGUCUUUUAGAGGUCCAAGUUGCUUGCCUGAUAUAAUUGGAGGAAUUGUAGCCAUUUAGAAAGGAAAUAGUAAACAAAAUAACUUGGGUAAAAGGGUAUUUUUUUAAAAAAAUAAUUUCCCUUCUGGUAAGCUUUCCUUCCUGGAUCAGUAAUUUUUGUAGUUUGAUGUUAGACUGCCUUAAUGUGAUCUAUAAUUCCCACAUUAGUGUUUAUUAAUACAUUUAGUACUGUGAUUUAUUAAUGAAUAUCAAUUAUUAUCAGUAUUAGCAGUAGAAAAUAUUUUACUCUUUGAUGGGUUUUUAUGCUUUAAUGUAAGUUUAGAAAUAUAGUAGCCAUAAUCUGAAUGGUGAUGGAGUUUACAAAGUUUGCGAAGUUAUUUUCUCAGUACCUUACCAAGUGUAUGUCAGGAUUACAAUAAGUCAUCUCUCUUGUUAUAGGUAGAAAAUUGUAAAACCACAUAUAGCAAUUAAAGUCUGACUGAUCACUGAGCAUAAUGUAUUUGCAGCAUAACAUUAAAUUGAAUAUUCAAUAGAAUUAGCUUUUUGCUUUGUUUAUAUUGAAUAGUAAAAGACAAGAUAGGAAAGAUUACAGUAUUAGGAAGUUUUUAAAUGAAAUGUUGGGAGACAAGCCAUAGAAGAGGCAAAGUAACUUCUUGCUUUGCCAAACUUGAAAAAGUUGCCAGACUAGAUCAGUGAGUUGAAUAGGCAGGGAACACACAGAUGAGAUCAAAGAAGACAGAACAGGUCUGCUGAGAGGGUUAGGAAUAACAAUUGAAAUUUGUUACUAAAGAAGCUGAAGUAAUGGCGAACUUAGUUUCAAGGGAAUUAAAACUAUCAGAACUAACCUUACUUUGUGGUACAGUAAGAAAAUGCUUGAAAAUUUCACCUUUUUUGCCUUUAUUUCAAAUAUUUUCUGACUACUUCAAAGAAUUUUAAAAUGAAAGUAUUCCCUUUGUUAAUCUUGUCCUUGGAAGUUUUUUGCUCUUUUUAAUUUAUCUCAUAUAGGAUGUUUAUUUCCCCCAUAGUGCUUGUUUUUGAGUCAGAAUUGACUCAAUGGCAACGGGUUUUGGGUUUUUUUAGUGCUUGUUUUAUAAGUGGGAGGGUAGAUUUAUUAAACAUGUUUAUUGAAAGCCUGCUAAUAUACCUGUCACUGUUCUAGGUGCAGGAGAUACAUUAAAAAAAAAAAAAAAAAAA